Manis javanica (Malayan pangolin) is the source of this 1203-nucleotide messenger RNA. It is a transcript of the gene PIERCE1, whose product is annotated as piercer of microtubule wall 1. Gene Ontology annotation, cellular component: axonemal microtubule. NCBI's taxonomy places the organism in Eukaryota, Metazoa, Chordata, Mammalia, Pholidota, Manidae. The record is from RefSeq and is a predicted model, not a curated record. Gene Ontology annotation, biological process: axoneme assembly.
CCGGCCGGUCCAAAAACCUCUCGCUCUCCAAAGUCGUUUUAAUUUUGAAACACUGACAUAGGAAGAUUCCAUAAACUUAGGCAAAUCCAGGCCACGUUUGGACGGGGUUCUGGGGGCAUGCCGUCACAGGGCCACGGGGCUCCCCUGGGGCCACAGCAAGUGUCAGAGCUUUUGUUCGCAGAGCGGCCUUGGGGCACUCAACUCCGGCUGAUGUGGUCUGCGAACCGGUUUCUUGGGCCCCGAAAUCCGCUUCCCUGCAUCUGGGGAAGCGAUGGGGGCGCCCCGCGCGACCUUCGAGCGCAGCGUGCAGGCGGCUCUACCCUCGGCACACAGCCCAGGAAGUGACCCCUAGGCCCUGGCCAGCGCAGGCCUGCUUCCUCGGCCCAAAGGUUCCAGACCUCUCUCGGCAGCCCAGCGGCCCGCACUGCUGGCCCGCAAGGCGCGGCUCCUUUAAGGGUGGACCCGGACCUCCCGUCAGGUGACCCGACCGUCGCCCAGCAACAGGACGCCGCGCCGCCGAGGCCCCUCCUCUGGCUUGCAGCAGAGUUGGCCUGGAGACAUGUCGGAACAGAGGCCCCCAGAGUGCUCGGAGCCCACGGCCAGGGAUCCCCCGGAGAAAACCAGCGACUACUACCGCGUGGACGCGGACCUGCCCGUCCGGUUCAACAAUCCGGCGUGGUUUCGGGGCUAUAGGACCAAGGAGCCCGCCUCAGUGUACAGGACCAGUAACCAAGCUUACGGGAGCAGAGCCCCCAGUGUUCAUGAGAUGCCGGUAUUCUAUCCAAAUUCGAGUAAAUUUUCCAGACAACUCGCAGCUGGAGGAAUGUUCCAGAACAAUACUUUCAACGUCCACGUGGAGAAGAGCAUGGUGACAGGUCCCGACAACUACAUCACCCGCUAUGACCGACGUGACUUCCACCCCAGUUACAAUGUCCACAAGCCGUCCAUCUGCGACUGAGGCCCUCCAGGGUAUCCUGACUCCAGCAGCCGACCCACCCAGCGGAGCGGGAGCUGCUGUCGCCCUUUGUCCUCGGGAAUGUGCCCAGUUGUAAAGGCAGAGACCUCACGGCUCUAUCUGAAAAUGUUUUCCUCUCUAGAUUAAAAAAAAAAAUAUUGAAGCAAGGUUGGCAAGGGAAUGAUUUGUACCCGGGAGUUCUCUACUUGGUGUUCACUUACAAUGUUCAAUAAAAAGGUUAAAAAAAA